This is a messenger RNA of Adineta ricciae, 3237 nucleotides long. The record is from the annotation of a GenBank genome assembly. Lineage: Eukaryota; Metazoa; Rotifera; Eurotatoria; Adinetida; Adinetidae.
AUGGUCGUUCAACCUAAACCACAUAGAGAUCAGUUUUGCUUUCGUCUUCUACAAUCGGAUGAUAUCACAACGGCAACUAAAUCUGACGAAGUAUCUACUUCAAAUCUUCCAGAUCCUAAACCAACGCCGCCCUUAUCAGCAACAGCAUCGUUAGAAUGUGUAACACCACCACAGACGCCUACACCAGUGACCAGUGCUGAAAAAUCUCAAGCAGCAGCAACAGCGGCAGCGGUAGCCGCAGCAAAUCAACGAUUACGCUAUGAUCGAAAUGAACUUUUACGUAUUCGCGAUAGUUCAGGCACAUUUCCCAUUCCUCAACUUCCAGAUCUUGAUAUUGUUCUUAAACAACGUGAUAGUGCUCGUUCAUCACAUCUAUCAUACACAGGUACCAAUAGUCAAGGACGUAUCAAUCCUAACAUGCAUCGGCAACUAUCGGGAACUAAUCAUCCAUCAUUAACACGUUAUUCAAAUAAUCAAUCGAAUAGUGCCAGUGAUUCCAGACGUGGCAAACCGGGAAUUUAUCUAGCGAACGAGCCUGAUUUUAGUAAUCGGGUUGAAAAUCCUUAUAAACCAAUUGAUCAAAGCAAAAUCGAUGCAAGUAACAAAGUUCUACGUGAUGUGAAAGCUAUUCUGAAUAAAGUAACACCACAAACUUACGACAAGUUACAGAAACAAUUGGAAUCAUUAGAGAUCGAUCGUUAUGAACGAUUAGAAGGAAUGAUCAAUAUAUUUUUCUCAAAAGCAGUCGAUGAACCAGCAUUUAGUUUUCUAUAUGCCAAAUUGUGUAAACAAUUUCAAAAAAAACAAGUAACCGUACCGGGUGAAGAUGGCAAAACAGUAACACAUUAUUUUCGUCAAAUUUUAUUAACCCGUUGUCAAAAAGAGUUCGAAAAUGAUUAUAGACAAGAAAUUGAAUAUGAAAAACGCAAAAGUGAAGUCGAAGCAAUCGCCGAUGAGAAGAAGCGUAAAGAAGAAAAUGAAAAAUUAGAGGAAGAUCUCGUAAAAGCAAAACGAAGAAAAUUAGGAAAUAUUUUUUUUAUUGGUGAAUUAUUCAAAUUACAAAUGUUAACUGAUACGAUUAUGUAUGACUGCAUUGAAUAUUUACUUCGUGAUAAAGCUGAUGAGGAAGCUUUGGAAUGUUUGUGCCGUCUGUUACGUACCAUUGGCAAAGAACUUGAUGUGAAAGCCAGUGAAAAAGCUAUUAACAAAUCAAAUUUGGAAAAACAUUAUCGUGAACUAGAUAAUAUUGUGAAAGAACACAAAACAUCAGCACGUAUUCGUUUUAUGAUCCAAGAUCUGGUCGAAUUGAGACAAGCGCACUGGGUCGCUCGACGUGCCGAAGCUAAGCCGACAACGAUCGAUGAAAUUCACGAACAAGAACGUGUUAAACGCGAACAACAAGAACGUGAGCAAGAACGUGAACGACAACAACGACGCGAUCAAAACCGUGGUACAGCUAUCGGUAGCGCCUACACUGGAGGUAAUUCACAACAGUACAACGAUAGCCGUGGUAGCCGCGGUAGUGGUAUCAAACAACAAUCAAGUAGAAAUGACGAAGACCGAGUCGACAAUCGCUUUAAUGUUAAUUCACUAAGACAGUUACAAACAACAGAUAAACAAAGUCGUGGACCAUUGUCGAUCAAUUUAGCACCACAACGAACAUGGGCCAAAGGAUCCGGUAUUGAAAAGAAACCCGAAGAAGAUCGUUCCUUUGCCGGACGUGCUGGCAAACCACCAGCUGGUCCUGUCGCGCAAAUCAAAGGUAAAGCUGGUUCAUCUCAAGGUGGUUCAUCUUAUCCUCUUCAACGACAAUCAUCACGGGAAUUAGCACGUGAAAACAGUCAUCGUGAUCGUGAAAAUGCUUUACAAUCAUUACGCAAAACCACCACUGGAAGUGGUAUUAAUAGUCCAGUGAAUGUUGCGGGCAGUUCGUCCAUGGCGAAUUCACGCGAAGGUUCACGUAAUGUUAGCCGUGAACAGUCGCGUAAUGCUUCACGAGAAUCUAGUGUUAGUGAACGAGCAUCAAAUGCUGGUUUAUCUACUCAGAUAAGUAAAUCCUCGACGACAGAUUCUUCGACUGUUAUCAAUCCAGACCCAUCGAAUAUAACAUUCGAUGAAGAAAAAACUCAAGCACGCGUACAUUCACUUAUCGAAGAAUAUACUGAAAACUAUUCGGAAACAACUGAUCGACCUGUUAAAGAAGCUUUGGAAGAUUUGAAUGCUUUCUGUACAGCAAGCCAAGAUCAACAAGCACUCAUUGUUCGAGAAUUGUUUGUUAAUGUCCUCGAGGCUAAAGCACGUGCUCGUAAAGCUGUUGGACAUUUACUUGACGCUGCACUCAAUGACACUAUCUUAUUGCCAAAUUCUUUCAUUUCCGGUUUUAAAAUGGUUGUUGAAGUCGUCCCAGAUUAUGCAGUUGACAUUCCUCUAAUUUGGCAAUAUAUUGGUGAAAUAAUUGGUGCAUUCAUUGGUGCUCCAUCUUCGAACAUGCCACUACUGAAGACAAUUUUACAAUGCGUUCCCCAAGAUAAAUCGAAGCAAUUAUUUCAAUAUGUUAUCAAAUAUGCAACUGAAUUCUCGUCUCGAUCACGUAUCCAAAAGUUUUGGCAAUCAUCCGGUUUUUCUCUUCAAGACUUUGUUGAUGCUGCAACUCUGAACGACUAUGAUUGGCUAUCCGAUGCACCUGAAAGUGAACCUUCAACGCCACAAUCAAAAGAAAGCCUUUCACCACGUGCUGAUCCUCAGCUUGUUAAAUUAUUCAAAUCUGUUAACGAUCAAGGAACUACUGUAACUGAUUCAGAAAUCAUCACAUACAUCCGUGAACAUAUGGAUUCAAAUGAGAAAUUCUACAUUCGAAACAUUGUUCUAUCCUAUUUGGAAGCAUGUUUAAUCAAUCGCGAUCCACAGAAGAAGAUCCAAGAAGACAUCGCAAAAAAACGAAUGACAAUACUCAAUACGAUCAUUGAACAUAAACCCGAAGCUGAAAUUCAAGCUGUGUAUGCGAUUCAGAAUUUUGUUAACAAACUCGAACAUCCACCAAAAAUGGCUCGACUACUAUUUGACAUAUUUUACGAUGAAGAAUGUGUAAGUGAAGAUGCAUUUUUUGAAUGGCUGAAACAUCCGGAUCAAUCGGAGACUGAAGGACAUGCUGUUGUUGAAAUGUCGACAAAAGACUUUUUUACUUGGCUGCAGCAAGCUGAAACCGAAGUUGAAGAAGGCGAAGAAGAAGAAAGUUAA